Cheilinus undulatus (humphead wrasse) is the source of this 4854-nucleotide messenger RNA. RefSeq names its product sorting nexin 1a (gene snx1a). Gene Ontology annotation, cellular component: endosome; endosome membrane. The record is from RefSeq and is a predicted model, not a curated record. The coding region runs from base 5 to 2437 and encodes 810 amino acids. Gene Ontology annotation, molecular function: phosphatidylinositol binding. The transcript is spliced from 15 exons. NCBI's taxonomy places the organism in Eukaryota, Metazoa, Chordata, Actinopteri, Labriformes, Labridae. Gene Ontology annotation, biological process: intracellular protein transport; early endosome to Golgi transport.
GAAGAUGGCGACCAGCUCGGAGCGCAGUCCUCCUCCGUUCCCCGACUCCGAGGACCAAGAUGUGCUGGACUCUGAAGAAGUCGGAGGCCGAGACAGUGAUGAGGACGACGGAGAAGACCUCUUUAUGAGCUCGAGUGACCCUCCUUUGGUCGAAAUGGACCCCACACUGCUACCCACCAGUCAGUCCAUUGAUGCAUUAAUGGACUCUCCCACUGACAUCAUGGAUGACCCUAUAAUUGAGCCCAUCAGCAGCCCAACGGAAGAGAAAAAAAGCGAAGUUGUUAGCGAACCCUCUGAUGAUUUUGUCGACCUUACGAACAACAUAACCGACUCGCCUGAUGACUCAGUCGCUGCUGAGAGUGUCGUUGCAGACGCAGCAAAAGACUCAACUGAAAUCCCUUUGGAUGAACCCUCAGAAGAAUUUGUCGACAUAUUUGGAAGUGAAACUGAAGCCCUGCAAGAGGAAGCUGUGGCAGCAGAUAUGGAAGCAGUAGAAACAGCAAUGGGAAAAAGUGACCUGACCAGCGGUGUUACAGAACCACCUGAAGAGGAAGACAUAGAGAGUGAUGCAGAGAAGGAAGCAGAAGAAACUCCCGCUGCCCCAGUUAUUGACCUCAGUGCAGAUUUGUUGGCCACUGACACACAACAGGAAACUGUCCCAGAGCAGGCACCAAGCAGCAACACAUUUGUUGAUCCUUUGGUUGACCUGCUUAGUGAUGCUCCACCUGCUGCUGAAGUUAAAAAACCCGCCCCAGCAACUAUUGAUCUGUUUGAAGAUGAGGGAAGCGACUUAUUCUCAGACCCACGACAGACUAAAGCUGCCAAACAGCCACAGAAAAGCCUCUUUGGUGAAACUGAUGACGAUCUGUUCAGUGAACCACUGGGUGCCACCUCAAAGAAAACUGUCAUCAAAGAGCAGAAGGAGGAAUCUGUCACAACCAAAGCUGCUGGAGAUAGCAGCAACAUAGGUGUACCCCUGCUGGACAGCAGUCCUCCAGAACCUGCUGAUAUUUUCAUUGAGGAAGCCGUCACCACUGUGCCCAGCAUCACAGCCACCAGCGCUGCCAACUCCAAGACGAAUGGAGUCCACUCUGAGGAGGAGCCGGAUAUUUUUGCAGAAGCCACAGUUGAGCUUUCCCUUGACAGUCCUCAAGACGAGAGAAAGAAGGAUGUGACAGCCAAACCGUCUGUGUCCGCCCCCUCACUGUCAGCAGCUGCUGCCAGCAUGGCCAAGCCACAGUCUGCUUCCCUGGAGGAGUUGGAAGAAAUGGAAGAGGAAGAACAGGAGGAUAAAUUUGAAAUCUUUGUCUCUGUGAAAGACCCUGAGAAAAUAGGGGAUGGGAUGAAUGCUUAUAUGGCCUACAAAGUAACCACACAGACCACACUGCCAAUGUUCCGCAAUAAGACAUUCACAGUUCGGCGGCGUUUCAGCGACUUCCUCGGCCUCUAUGAGAAACUUUCUGAGAAACAUGGACCGAAUGGCUUCAUCGUGCCUCCUCCGCCAGAGAAAAGCAUUCUGGGUAUGACAAAGGUGAAGGUGGGAAAAGAAGAUUCCUCAUCAGCAGACUUUGUUGAGAGAAGAAGAGGAGCAUUGGAGAGGUAUCUCCAGAGAGUAGUUAAUCACCCUUCUCUUCUCCAAGAUCCUGAUGUCAGAGAGUUCCUGGAAAGAGAAGAGUUGCCGAGAGCGGUGAGCACCCAGGCCCUGAGCGGUGCAGGCUUCCUGAAGAUGAUCAACAAAGCAACAGAUGCUGUCAGUAAAAUGACCAUCAAGAUGAACGAGUCAGACGUGUGGUUUGAGGAGAAACUACAGGAAGUGGAGUCUGCAGACCAACAGUUCAGGAAGCUGCAUGCACUAGUUGAAUCUCUGGUUGUCCACAGAAAAGAGCUGUCGUUAAAUACUGCCAGCUUCGCCAAAAGUGUGGCCAUGCUGGGCAGCGCAGAGGACAACACGGCUCUGUCCCGAGCUCUCUCUCAGCUGGCUGAGGUGGAGGACAAGAUGGAGCAGCUGCACCAGGACCAGGCCGCAAACGACACCUUUAACUUCGCUGAAGUUAUUGCGGAUUACAUCCGCCUGCUCGGAGCCGUUAGGGGGUCGUUUGAUCACCGGAUGAAGUCGUGGCAGCGCUGGCAGGAUGCUCAGGCGGCACUGCAGAAGAAGAGGGAGACCGAGGCUAAACUGCUGUGGGCAAACAAACCAGACAAACUGCAGCUGGUUAAGGAGGAGAUCGCUGAGUGGGAGGCCAAAGUGACACAGUACGAGAGAGACUUUGAGAGAGUUUCUGCUACAGUGCGCAAAGAAGUCGGCCGCUUUGAGAAAGAAAAAGCCAAGAAUUUCAAAAGACAGAUAAUUAAAUACAUGGAGUGUCUGCUUCAGUCUCAGCAACAGCUGAUAAAAUACUGGGAGGCUUUCUUACCAGAAGCAAAAGCAAUCGCUUAAUCAUCAAGCACCAGCCUUCUGGACGCUGAACAGGCUGCCUUUUUUCUUAUACACUUUACCUCUUGCCUUUAAACCAAGGAUAAUGCAUUGUAAAGGGAGAUACAAUCAGCCAGUUUUUAAUCACCUUUAACAUAUAGCUCUGUAUUCUAUUGUAUUAAUAAUUGUAUAUUUUCAUUUAACCUUUCACAACUAUUUUCUUAUUAGAUAAAAAGAGUUUGCAUAUACAAAGAUAUGGACACGCUGAAAAAGAGAAAAGCUUAGAGACGAAUUAUUCCGUAAAUUUCCACCAGAGAAGGGAAAUAAACCGAGUCGGUUCUCAGGAUUUUCUCCCUCGAGUGAUCAGGAUCUCCUUCACAUCAGCAGUGGUUAAUUGUUUACAGAUCGGCUGCUCUCUCAUCAAAUCUUUCUGGGGACCCAGAUGUAGAAGCAGCCUAAAGUCUCAUUUUGUUUAUUUUUUUUAAAUGAGUCAAAGGGAUAAGACUAACCAUAUAAUGAAUUAGAAUGAGCACUUCCACCUGGUUGAUCGAGCUCGUAAUUACCAGCCUUUUUUUUUCUUUGAGAUUUAAAUCAUGUCGAUGCUGAAGGGGAGGGGGUGCAGGGCAAUGAGAGGCAUUAGAUUAGCAGGGUCUACAGCUGUGGUCAAGGGUUGCAUUGUAGGUCAAGCUUAUGAGUUCAAUGUUUUAGGUUAUGAUUUCAAUUAUUGUGCAAACUUUACUCUUAUAACUUCACAUGUCUGUGCCUUUUCAGUCAGAAUGAUGUUUUUGGUAUAAUCCAGAUUGGGAGAAAGUGGUGGGCAGUGCAGCAGCCAUUAUGAUAAAAUGAUUGUCAAAGCUGAAACUGUAGAAAAACACUGGUGUUUACAUGUUGCAGCCCAUUUACUACAAAUAAAGCACUUAUUUUCCCUCUUUCUUCAUACUUCUCCCCCCAGAAAGGCAGUCCUUAAAAAUAAACAUUUCUGAAUCGAACCUUCUGAAAAUUGCAUCUUCGUUUUUCGGUAAAACAUUACAGUAGAGCAUCAACUGAGGCUUUCUUCUGCAUUACCAAGCAACAAUGACACAUUUUGAGUGAGAUACAGGAAAUGCUGACACAUGCAAUGUUUGAAUCAGCUUUGUCAUGUAAUUUUCAAGUCUCCACUUGUAGAUUUCAUUGCUAACUGUGGAGUCGUAGCGAAAUGUUGCAAAACCAGAAGCUGCCUGGAUGGUGGGAUUCUGCAUCCUGCUUUGAGAUUUAUCUGCAAUUAAUAAACUGUAAGUUUUAAAGGUACCACAUAGUUAUUCUGGUCUGUGAUGUAAAGUUUUGACCCACAUUUUUCAGUUUCUCCAAGGCUGAUGCUCUUAAUAUAUCGCUUGCAGCUGAUUGCAAUCGCAUGCCUUUUAGUGCAGAUAAUUGUCAAUAAAGAAAAAAAUUGCUGUUGGAAAAACAGGGAUUAAACUGUAGAUUAUGAAUUCCUGAACCCCAAAUGCCCCCUUGCAAAUGUUUUAUAGAAAAGGAGCCUGUUAAAUACCAAAUUAGGUCAUUUUUUUAAGGGUGCUUUUAUGCCUUCAUUAGAGUCAUUACAGCUGUAAACAAGGGAGAGAAAGUGGGGAAUGACAUGGGAAAGGAGCCACCAGGCCAACGCCCUUGAGCGAGGGGUGCACAAAUACAAGGCCACCUUAUAAAAUGAUGCAUAACUGUGUUUAUAACAUUAGAAAUCAACUGGUGGCUUCCGUUAACCAUAAAGAAAAGAAGCAAAUUUUCACACAGAAGAAUGUCGAAUCAGUGACUCAAAAGCACUUUUUGCAUGAAUCAUUUACUCUUAAAGAAGAUAAUUGGUUAUUACUAAUGCUCUGAUUUGCUAUAAACUACACUGUAGUUUAGAUUUGUAGUAAAUGGGCGACAACAUGCAAAAAAAGAAAAAAAAAAACACUAAAAAAAGUCCUUGAAAUCAGUAGCAGGGCUGGGCUGUGGAUGCCACUUUGCAAGCAGGAGAUUCAAAUAAAAACCUAGCAGUACUGAUGUCAUUACAAAUCGUAUUCUUCCAUGACGCCUCAGUUUCAGUUUGAUUUUUAUCAUCACAGUAAAAAAAAGAAAAAAAAUUAUCAGUUUAUUUCUUUGAGACAGGGCUGCCAUCUUCUGAUUACAGCUUUAAUUUCACAUUUGCACACACGUAAAUUGUAGAGAAGAGCUGCACCGUGUCAUCUGUCGUCAUUACAGAACGCUCAGUAAUGUCUGCGCACCUUUUUUAAUUUGUUUAAUUUUUUUGAUAAGAUGCUUGCCUGUUCUCAGCUGUUGUCAAACACUCUUAUGUGGUUGUUUGUGCGGCUCGUACUGUUUGUCAUCAUCUCUCGUCAACGUGCAGAGCAAUGUCAGAAAUGUGCACUGUGUCAGAAACUUCUUAAAAACAAAUCAAUAAAAGUUGCACUGUUUACACUUGGAAA